Parastagonospora nodorum SN15 is the source of this 1335-nucleotide messenger RNA. RefSeq lists its product as hypothetical. The record is from RefSeq and is a predicted model, not a curated record. Gene Ontology annotation, biological process: DNA replication-dependent chromatin assembly; nucleosome assembly. Gene Ontology annotation, molecular function: protein binding. The transcript is spliced from 4 exons. NCBI's taxonomy places the organism in Eukaryota, Fungi, Ascomycota, Dothideomycetes, Pleosporales, Phaeosphaeriaceae. Gene Ontology annotation, cellular component: nucleus; CAF-1 complex. The coding region runs from base 1 to 1335 and encodes 444 amino acids.
AUGAAGGCCGCUCCGCUGCUUGUGUCCUGGCACAAUGAGAACGCUCCCAUAUAUUCAGCCCACUUCGAGCCCCACGGCAAGGGACGGUUGGCAACCGCGGGCGGCGAUAACAAUGUUCGGGUACAGGAGACCGUGCCAAUCGGUGUGUUGGACACUGCUGACACGGGCACAGCUAUGGAACGUCGAGAACCACGGCGAGGAGCGCAAGAUUACAUAUCUCUCAACGCUCGUGAAGCACACUCAGGCCGUCAACGUAGUGAAAUGCUGGCCACGGCGGGAGACGACGGCAACGUCCUGCUCUGGGUACCGGCAGAUAGCCACACCACGCACACAAACUUCGAGGAGGGCCUCGAAGACAAGGAGACAUGGCGAGUCAAGGCCAUGUGCAGAUCCAUAGGUUCAGAAAUCUACGAUCUUGCCUGGUCACCAGACGGCGUCUUCUUCAUCACAGGCAGCAUGGAUAACAUUGCUCGCAUCUACAACGCUCAGACAGGAAGUAUCGUACGCCAGAUUGCCGAACACAACCACUACGUGCAGGGAGUAGCAUGGGAUCCUCUCAACGAAUACAUCGCAACACAAUCUUCUGACAGAUCGGUGCACAUUUACACAUUGAAGAACAAGGAUGGUCAAUUCUCGCUCGCUCAACACAGCAAGGUCACCAAAAUGGAUCUGCCUGCCCGACGAGUGUCGUCCAACAGUCCUGCACCACCAGACUUUGGUGGCAGGGCCUCAUUCGUAGCCGACUCGAGUCUCGCCAUUGGGUCCCCAGUGCCCUCCAUGCCGGGAACUCCUCAGUCUCUAGCGUUGCCCCAGAUGCACCCACCACCGACAUCGCACAGCCGUCGAUCCUCGUUUGGCUCAUCACCCUCCAUGCGCCGCUCCGCUUCGCCAGCCCCAUCAAUGCCUUUGCCCGCAGUGAUGCCAAAUUCUCCAAGCCUGAACAGUCUCGGCAACCCAGCCGGGGUCCGCAACGCACCCAUAUACUUCAACGAGACUCUCACUUCAUUCUUUAGGCGUCUGACCUUUGCUCCGGACGGCAGCUUGCUCUUCACACCUGCUGGUCAAUACAAAGCACUCCACCCUGCUAUCAAUGACGCUAAACCAACAGAAGACAUCACAAACACAGUCUACAUCUAUACACGCGCUGGGUUGAAUAAGCCUCCGGUUGCCUAUCUCCCUGGCCACAAGAAGCCCUCGGUGGCCGUUCGAUGUUCGCCAGUAGCCAUUCAUGCCUUCGAAACCGCCGACUUCGCACUCAUCGAUGGACCCACCUCGUGUGACCAGUGCGCCUUCGCCAUCACCAAGCUUAGCAGCCGCAUCGCCAAGGCCUUCUGA